Hippopotamus amphibius kiboko is the source of this 1649-nucleotide messenger RNA. It is a transcript of the gene CFAP157, whose product is annotated as cilia and flagella associated protein 157. Gene Ontology annotation, biological process: sperm axoneme assembly. NCBI's taxonomy places the organism in Eukaryota, Metazoa, Chordata, Mammalia, Artiodactyla, Hippopotamidae. The coding region runs from base 60 to 1649 and encodes 529 amino acids. The transcript has 8 exons. Gene Ontology annotation, cellular component: ciliary basal body; cilium. Gene Ontology annotation, molecular function: microtubule binding. The record is from RefSeq and is a predicted model, not a curated record.
CUUCCUUAGCAACCAUCUCGCCUCUUAAAGGGGCCCUGGAGUAGUGGCUGCCACCAGCCAUGGCUCCAAAAAAGAAGGCAGGCAAGGAGGCCAAGGAUCCAGAGGUCAAGAAGAAGAAAGGUGGCAAGAAGGAUCCCAGCCUGGCCAACAAGCCCAUGGAAAUGCCUAUAAGUGAGGAGAUCCGGGAGUUCUACCACAUCCAGAUCCGCGACCUGGAAGACAGGCUGGCACGGUACCAGCGGAAGUGGGAUGAGCUGGCUGUGCAGGAGAAGCUGUUUCGCCAGGAGUUUGAGCAGCUGGCCAACAACAAGAAGGAGAUCGUGGCCUUCCUCAAGCGCACGCUCAACCAGCGGGUGGAUGAGAUCACUGACCUCAACGAGCAGCUCCAAAGCCUGCAGCUGGCCAAGGAGAUGGAGAAGGAUGCCUUUGAGGCACAGCUAGCCCAGGUGCGCCACGAGUUCCAGGAGACCAAGGACCAGCUCACCACCGAGAAUAUCAUCCUUGGGGGGAAGCUGGCAGCCCUGGAGGAGUUCCGGCUGCAGAAAGAGGAGCUCAUGGAGAAGAUCAUGUUGCUAGAGGACCAGCUGCAGAAGCAGGAGAACGAACACCGGGACCAUGUGCACAACCUGGAGAAGAAGUCUGUGCUGGACAAGGACAGACUGAAGAAAGAGAUCAUCCAGCGCGUGAACAUGGUGGCCACAGAGUUCCACGAGGUGGCCACGAGCCAGAUGUGGGACACGACCAAGCGGGCCAUCAUGGAGAACAACACCGUGACCCUGCAGCUGGCCAAGAUAUCCCAGCAAGGCAUGCAGCUGCUGCAGGAGAACGAGCAGCUCCGGGGCAACCAGGACAGCCUGUGCAAACAGCUGGAGCUGCUGGAGAACUCCCAGAAGGUCAUGGCCAAGCACAGCAGAGGCCACCAGAAGAUCAUCCUCAUGCUGACGGAGAAGUGCCGCGAGCAGCAGCAGGGCAUGGCCGAGGCCGGGCGGCUGCGCCUCCUGCUGAGCCAGCUGGAGCAGGACCUCCUGCAGCUGCAGAAGGAUCACCAGGCACUGAGAAGCCAGAGAGACCAGCUGAAGCUGCAGCUGGAGCAGCAGCAGGCCGAGGAGCAGCGGCUACAGCAGGAGCUGACCGAAGAGCAGAAGGUUCGCGCGAGCCUGGAGACGGCCCUGGCCAAGGCCACCUCCUUCCUACGGGACACUGUGCAGAUGCAGCCCAAUGAGGAGGACGGUGACUUCGAUGUAGUGUUCCAGCUGCAGCUCAAGGAGAUGCUACAGCACCUGCUGCUCAUGCUCAGCUCAGCCAUGGUCCUGAGACCCCAGACAGCUGAGUCCCCCCGCCGAGAGAGCCAGUCCUGUGGCCCACCCAGGGAGCGCCGGGGCAGCACCCCGCCGCUCAAGUCGGGGCCUCUGCUGCAGCAGCUGUCCAGCGUCCCACCCUACCAGCUGGGGGACCUGGGCCUGGUGCCUCGACGGAUCCGCAUCCCACCCAACCCCGAGGACCUCAGGCUGCUCUCACAUACCACCCGUGUGGGUAACUUACGGGCACACAGCAGCCCUGAGGUGAGGGUGCCAGGGGCCCCGGGGACAGAUCAUGGUUCUGCCACACUGCAGCUGUGUGGCCUUGGGGAUGUGGCUGGACCUCUCUAA